AUGAAUAGAGAAGAAGAGCAAAUAGUGUGGUCGUGGAAAUCUAAUAUAAAUCCAUGGUCAUUAAAUCAAAUUGAUGAAUGGACACCAUUUAUACCUAUAAUCAAUAAUCAAAUUGAACAAGGUUAUCAAGAACAUGAAAAAGAAUUAAUUAUUAAUGAAAAUCAUAAAAUUGAUUUAAAUAAACUUUUACAAAUUAAUAUUCACAAUGUGAAUAAACAACGACCUGUUCGACGAUGUUCAAAUAGAGAAGAUAACGUUUCUUAUUAUCGUCGUGAACGAUUUAAUUUUGUACAACCAAUAAAACGUUCGAUUACAGAUGAUACUCCUUAUUAUGGAUCUAGUUUUAUUACUGAUUGA
Molecule: messenger RNA, 357 nt
Organism: Didymodactylos carnosus
Lineage: Eukaryota; Metazoa; Rotifera; Eurotatoria; Philodinida; Philodinidae
Source: the annotation of a GenBank genome assembly